This is a messenger RNA of Bacidia gigantensis, 4374 nucleotides long. RefSeq lists its product as uncharacterized. Gene Ontology annotation, cellular component: plasma membrane; cytoplasm. Gene Ontology annotation, biological process: endocytosis; endosomal transport. The record is from RefSeq and is a predicted model, not a curated record. Gene Ontology annotation, molecular function: protein binding; calcium ion binding. The transcript has 5 exons. NCBI's taxonomy places the organism in Eukaryota, Fungi, Ascomycota, Lecanoromycetes, Lecanorales, Ramalinaceae. The coding region runs from base 1 to 4374 and encodes 1457 amino acids.
AUGGCUGACAUCGAGGGAACGACUCAGUCCCAUCCCAACCUACAACUCUCUCCAGACGAGCGCCGAUUCUUCGGCCAGCUCUUCGCCCAAGCGGACGCUGACAAACUUGGCGUUGUUACCGGCGAACGAGCUGUGUCGUUCUUUGAAAAGACGAGACUGUCUUCAGAUGUCCUUGGAGAGAUAUGGCAGAUCGCGGACACUGAAAAUAGGGGAUUACUUACGCCCUCUGGAUUUGGGAUGGUAUUGCGAUUAAUUGGAUAUGCUCAGGCGGGACGAACUGUCAACCAGGAGUUGGCAUUCAAGCCAGGUGGACCACUUCCAAGGUUUGAUGGCAUAACGACUCCGGGACCGCUGCCCUCGGCUGCGGCCCCACUGCAACAGCAAAACAGCGGAGCGAUACGCGUCCCACCUUUAACAGUAGAUCGAGUCGCGCAGUAUACAUCACUUUUUGAGGAAUCAGGCGCGCAAAAUGGAGUCCUUCCUGGGGAGACUGCAAAAUCAAUCUUUGAAAGAGCACAACUUCCAAAUGAAACACUGGGGAGAAUAUGGGCCUUGGCGGAUACUGAGCAAAAGGGAGCCUUGGGCCUGACAGAAUUCAUAAUUGCCAUGCACCUCCUCGCCUCAAUGAAGAAUGGCUCAAUGCGCGCUCUGCCUCAAGUUCUGCCCGUCGGUCUUUAUGAAGCUGCUGCGAGAAGAGGAGGUCCACCACCCGGUGCACGAUCUCGACCUACAUCAAAUGAGGCAGUCUCAGCUAUACCUAGACAAUUCAGUGGGGGGUUUGCACCUCCUCAGAAGACAGGCACUGGAGAACCAUGGCUGGUCAACCCACAAGACAAGGCUCAAUUUGACUCAAUAUUUGCGACCGUCGAUACUCAGAAUCGUGGCUUCAUUACUGGCGAGCAGGCCGUUGGAUUCUUUGGCAACGCAAGAUUACCAGAAGAAGCUUUGGCACAGAUUUGGGACUUGGCAGACAUUAAUUCGGAGGGGCAGCUGAACAGGGAUGAGUUCGCAGUUGCAAUGUAUCUCAUUCGGCAACAAAGAAGCAAGACCACAGGUCGUGAUGUCCUACCACAGCAGCUGCCGCCCCAACUCAUACCGCCUAAUAUGCGAAGGCAACCAGUUGCUCCUCAACAGCCCACCGCUCCUGCCUUCGAUAAUGCUGCAAACGUUACAAAACCUAAGUCGGCCUCUGACGAUCUAUUCGGCUUAGAUGUGCUGCCCUCUCCAGCUCCGGCCGCUCCGAUACAAGCAAGAAGCACGGGUGACUCCAGUGCAUACGCUACACCCCCAAGGAACCAGGGUUCACCUGCUCCGACCUCUGCGCAGUCCUCUCAUUUCAGGCCCUUCAUACCCUCAUCCACGUUUGGUCAAUCGAUAAUACCCCAACAACCUACUACGACAGGUACUACUAGCCCUGCCGCGACAAGAUCUGUUCCAGCGACACAGCAGCCGUCAGCUAUGGAUGACCUCCUCGGCGAUAAUGAUCCAGAAGUCAGUAAAAAGUUGACCACGGAGACGUCUGAUCUCGCGAAUUUGUCCAACCAAGUCGGUCAAUUGACCGGUCAAAUGCAGGAGAUCAAGAGCAAGGGUGUGAAUACACAGCAAGAUCUAGGCCAAGCUCAAAAUCAAAAGAGACAAUUUGAGACUCGACUCUCUGAGCUACGGGCUGCAUAUGAGCAGGAAGUGCGUGAGGUCCGGGCGCUGGAAGAACGCCUCAGAGAAUCAAGAGAGGGAACCAGGAAGCUGCAGUCCGAUUAUCACAUGAUUGGUGGUACGCAUGAAGACCUCAAGAAUCAGCAUCGGCAAGUCAGUGAGGCGCUGGUUGCCGAUCAAAAUGAGAACGCUGGUCUCAAGGAGAGGAUCAGAGCAGCCAGCGCCGAGAUUGAGCAGCUGAAGCCGCAACUGGAAAAGAUACGCUCGGACGCCAGGCAUCAAAAAGGUCUUGUCGCCAUCAAUAAAAAACAGCUGGCUACCCAUGAAGCCGAACGUGAGAAAAUCAAGGCGGAGGCAGAAGUAGCAAAAGAAGAGCACGCACAAGCUACUAGGGAAGCUGAACAGAGCCAACGCAGUCUCGAUACUGCCUCGCAAGCAAAAGCUCCACCACCCGCAACCAGUCCGCCAGUGGUGGGUAGUCCUACGCCAUCAACAGCCGCUAGCAUGAAUCCAUUCUUUCGAAGACCUUCAAAUCCACCUCCGGCAGAAAGAGGUCCAAUCGCUUCACCUUUCACGCCACAAGCCGCUUCUUCCCCUUUCGUACCACCGAGUGUAUCUUCACCUAAUCAUAAUGCCUUCGACAGCUUUUUUGGGCCUCCUGCUGUCUCUUCAACUCCACCGCCUCCUACGUCAUUCAAGAGUGACUCUCCAAGCGCAGCUACACGGACAGUCGACAGUGGCCUGACAUCAACACCGCCAGCUUCUUCGGUCACCUCUAAUACGACCGACUCCCCAGCCACUGCUAGUGAGCCACCUGCACCUCCUCAGUCGAGACAAAUUACGUCCAGUUUCCUCCCUCUUCGUCCCAACCUUGAAGACUCAGCAUCGGAAAGCUCUUCAGUGAAAGUCAUUCCACCAGCUAGCCGUGCAGGCGAAAGAUCUGAAACUCCGACAUAUGAUCAAUCGGAAGCUACCAUUCCAGAGUCGCCGCUGCAGCAUUUCCAAGAUCUCGCGUCAAAGCCUCCACAAUCUGAUCGCGCUCAAUUGACUCCACCGUCGUCGCAACAAACGCCCGAAAUCCCCGCCCAAGAAGUAGUUGCUCCACAUGUUCCUGCUCAAGUCAAUCCUCUACCUACUCCUCAUGAUGUCCCGGGUGCGUUCCCAGGAGAUGAGACUCCUUCAGAGCGAACUCAGCCUAGUCCGUUUAUACCAUCUGUCGGCCCCUAUGGUGGCUCGGGACUUGAUCCUCGCGUAGAUGCGAUCCCUGAAGUCGAGUCAACUCGGCAGGCGCCCCAUCUUCAACCUGGUAUCGCAGAUCCAUUUGGCAGGUCCAGUACACCGACAUCUGCAAAGGAUGACUUCGAUAAUGCUUUCAGCGGUUUCUCGUCGAACAAGGGCAAGAAACCGGAACAGCACAAUGGUGCUAUUACUGGCGAUCCAUUCGCACCUUCAGCUCCUCAACAGCCUUCUGAAUUCCCUCCCAUUAAGGAGCUCAAUGCGGAUGACGAAAGUGACAGUGAUAGCGAUAAGGGGUUCGAUGAUGACUUUACGACUAGGUCUGCUAAAAAAACUAAGGAGUCAGGACCAAAUGACGCUCUCCAAGGCCAAGGAGGCUUGGUAAGCGAGAAGGAUUUCGCGCCGCCGCGACUGCCUUUCAAUAUUUCAGAUUCCCCAUUGCCUACUCCAGGAGCUCAACAAUCUCCUCCAACGUAUGACCAGAUUGUUGGCCCAGCGGACGCCAAAGUCAGUGAUCGAAAAGGUUCAAACCAAUUUCCAGCAGAAUACUCGGGCUUGCUCCCUUCACGAGAUGAUCCGACAUCGCCUCCUCUAUCAAUGUCGCCACCAGAAGAGAAAUCUAACCUCAUCUCAUCUACCGGUAUCGAUCGAGGUCUGAACUUCUUCCCUGAUGAAUCCACUUCAAGACCUACUGAGGGUCCUCUCACAACCCAACGCUCCCCAAUGUCACCCGGCGCAACCAUGAACGCUCCUUACGCAUAUACUCAUACCUCACCCGACACGUCUCAACCUCCCACACUUCCAGCCAAAAUCCCACCAACCCCAAAAGACGACUUCGAUGACUUCGAAGACCUGACGCCUGCGCAAGAAGAAGACGAAAAAGGUGACGACACCAUCAACUUCGGCCGCUCAACCACCGACCCAGAUUUCAAUCCUAUCUUCGACUCGCCAUCCACCUCACACCAUGCACCAGGACAGAGUCAAAGCAGCAGCCAGUUCCCGCAUUCAACUACCGACUCCGUCAACGACUUCGCCUCCACGACCGCCGCUCCAGGACAGCAGAAACAGCCCGUCUCAGUAAGUCACGACUGGGACGCCAUCUUCGCCGGCCUGGACGCGCCCUCCUCUUCCUCUGCGCAGCAGAAUAACACAGACGAUAUCUUCGCCCCGUCCAGCGCGCCCAAUGGGACGCAACACCCAUCCUCGAUUCCACCACCACAGACGAGACUGGGAGCUGAGACGGCCGCGGCGUCGUCGGCGGGAGGGUUUGCUGGAGCACCAUCAAAUGGAGCAGAAUUGCGUAAGACUAAAUCCCCGGCGUCUGUGUCGGCGCCGGUAGAGGUCAGUGGCGAGGAUGACGAUCCAAUCUUGAAGAGGCUGAUUGGGAUGGGGUUUCCACGGGCGCAAAGCUUGAAGGCGUUGGAGAAGUAUGAUUAUAAUAUUGAUAAAGCUGCUGAGUAUUUACUCGCUACUAGUGGUAAGUAA